UUUCCGCUCGGGAUCCCGGAGCCCUCAGGGCCGCGGUACCGCGGGGCGGCGGCGGCGGCGGCCCCGGCAGCGCGGCUCGGGCGGGGGAACAUCGCCGUCCCCUCACGGCCCCGUGUGUUCUCUCCGCAGGGAGCUCGGCUCGCCCUUCCGCCGCUCGGCAGGCCCGGCGGGUGCCCGGGGCCGCAGGGUUUUCUCAAUAGCAAAACAGAAAAGAUGUUGGAUAUUAAGGCUUGGGCCGAGUACAUCGUGGAGUGGGCUGCCAAGGACCCCUACGGCUUUCUCACGACCGUGAUCUUGGCUCUCACGCCGCUGUUUGUCAUUAGUGCGGCGCUGUCAUGGAAGCUUGCAAAAAUGAUUGAGGCCCGGGAACGAGAGCUGAAGAAGAAACAGAAACGCCAGGAGAAUAUUGCAAAGGCCAAACGAACAAAGAAGGAUUAAAUGGGCAAAAAUGGUCUUCCUUGUGCAAAGAAUCCACUUUUAAAAUUAAAUACUUGUACAUUCUGUUUUGCAACUGUC
Molecule: messenger RNA, 516 nt
Organism: Passer domesticus (house sparrow)
Lineage: Eukaryota; Metazoa; Chordata; Aves; Passeriformes; Passeridae
Gene: SMIM15
Product: small integral membrane protein 15
Exons: 2
Coding region: 214-438 (74 amino acids)
Source: RefSeq, a predicted model, not a curated record